AUGUCGCAGAAACCAAUGAGCAUCGCGGAGGCCGAGCGCAUGAACCUUGUGGCCCAGGACCAGAUCUGGAGAUACCGCCUGAAGGCCGAGACCGAAGCACAGAAAAACUGGGCCCAGAACUGGGGAUUUUUAACAACCCCUCUCGAGGAGUUGAUCGAGUGUGAAGAUGGACCCCCCGCCCCAAAGCCCAAGAUCGAGCUUCCCCAGAGGUUCCACAUCCGGCCGUUGACCCCCGUGGAGAAAUAUAUCAAGGUCCUCCCCUCGCCCCCGGUUCCGAAGACCACGCAGGGCUUCAUCGGCUGGCGGUCAGGGGUGCCGGGCCUGAACAAGUGCCUGGAGUACGGAUCGGAGAUCAGGAGCUGCAAGGGCGCCUAUGCCAGGGAGCUCGGCUGGCCGAAGCAGGGCAUCCACUGA
Myotis lucifugus (little brown bat) is the source of this 414-nucleotide messenger RNA. It is a transcript of the gene CIMIP1, whose product is annotated as chromosome unknown C20orf85 homolog. Bases 1 to 414 code for a protein of 137 amino acids. Lineage: Eukaryota; Metazoa; Chordata; Mammalia; Chiroptera; Vespertilionidae. The record is from RefSeq and is a predicted model, not a curated record. The transcript is spliced from 4 exons.